Peronospora matthiolae is the source of this 1164-nucleotide messenger RNA. Lineage: Eukaryota; Oomycota; Peronosporomycetes; Peronosporales; Peronosporaceae. The record is from the annotation of a GenBank genome assembly.
AUGACAGGCGGUGGCAAUCGGUUCACGUUGAACCCGUUCCCAGACCUCGUCUUGACUCCAGACGACCGGACGCAGCUCAAUGAGAUCGCUAAUGACUUGGUCCUGGAGAAGUUUGCCGAGUACCAAGAGCACUUGAACGCUCAAAAGUACGUCGACCAAAGGCGGUGGAAAUCGUACCAACGAGAUGGCAACACGACCAUGUACUUGGAACGGAAACCCGCAAGUCCUUUGGACUCGAAGCUCCCUGCUUUGCUCAUGGUCGGGCCCUUGCCCGGGACGCUGGACGAAAACAUGUUUGGCCUCGUGAGUCCGACGCUCGAAGCCAUGCGGAUCAAGUCGUCGUACCUGAAAGACUUUCACGCUGCGGCCGUGUUGGCGACGAUCGUCGAGCCUACAGAGAUGGAGCCCUUUCGCUCGCUUGUAGUCAAGUGGAUGGAGAUUGACAUCCCAAUGGCGUCGAUCGGGUUGGUGCGGAAUCGAGACUAUCUCUUCCUCGAGAGCACGGGCAUCAUGCGGCUCGAGAACGGGGAACGCGUGGGGUAUCACCUCAUGCAUUCCGUGAGCUUCCCACAGACCCAUGCCCUCCCGAACCGCGUGCGAGGGAAGAUGUCUUUCUGCGGCAUGUUUCACCAGGAAACGCCGGACAAGACAGACUGCCGCGGCACGGGGGUCAUGGACCCUGGUGGUGACAUGAUAAGGAUCCUCGGGGUCAUGGGCUUAGCCCAAGCGACUAUGGCGGGGCUCAAGUAUUCCUACUGUGGACAGAUGAAAAAGCUGGCCUGGUUGCUAGAGCAAAAGCAUCAGGAAGCUCGGGAGCAAGGCAUCCCCGCGGCGAAACCCGAGUGCGUAACGUGCAAGAAACCCGUGCCUCACCGCACAUUUGGGCGGGCAAGUCGAGUGUGUAAACUAUGCUUUGGCACGGUGUGCACGUCGUGCAAGAUUCCGAAGAAACUGAGCUUCAUUGCUCCUGACUUGGAGCUCAUGCAGCGCAAGGUCGAGUUCUGUGCGCGGUGUCUUAUGAAAGCUACGCAUAUGGAUACAGAAGAAGCGGCUCGCGUGCAAUUUGUCUACAAACACACGUCGUCGUCGAGUAUCUUUGGCUCGACUCGAUACUCGUAUGAUACGACGCACUCGGACAGCUCCAUGAGCGUAGGUGAGAAAUAA